Molecule: messenger RNA, 1537 nt
Organism: Ipomoea triloba (trilobed morning glory)
Lineage: Eukaryota; Viridiplantae; Streptophyta; Magnoliopsida; Solanales; Convolvulaceae
Product: 2-C-methyl-D-erythritol 4-phosphate cytidylyltransferase, chloroplastic
Exons: 11
Coding region: 343-1278 (311 amino acids)
Biological process (GO): isoprenoid biosynthetic process
Molecular function (GO): 2-C-methyl-D-erythritol 4-phosphate cytidylyltransferase activity
Source: RefSeq, a predicted model, not a curated record
UCGGGUUCUUAUUAAUAAUGGAUAAUUUGCCGGCAAUCAGGCUUCACCCAAUCGUCAUUCGUCGACGAUAAUCAGCUACUCCAGUAGAAAUAAGUCGGCAAAUGCGCUGGGAUUUCCUUUGUCCAUUUUCAAUCUCUCUCAACUCUCAACCUUCAAACCGAAAACGAAAGCAAGAACUCAUUUGUGUCCCUUCUUAGUGGCUCUAAUAUUCUAGGAUUCUUGCUUUGGAUCCUCAUGAACUUUGUCAUUUCCCAUGUUUUCUGUCACAUAAAAGCUCGAUUUCUCCGACUCGGUCACUACUAGCAGGGCAAAGCUUUGUGGGUUGUGUGGGAACAUACAACCAUGUCCCAUCUUCAGCUCGGUAUUCCCAAUUCGCCGCUGUUCUUGAAAACCAAUCCCCAAAAAUCCUUUCUCCUACAUUAUUCGAUCUCCUACUGUCCUAAGGUUCCUUCAUUUCUACACCCCCCUACUGGAAAAAUCGUUCCUUUGAGGAACUCAAGGCCUUCCCAUUCCAAAAUUACUUGUUCUGCUCUAUAUGGAGUCAAUGGAGAUCUUCACAAGCGGUGUGCAGAUCUUGCGGUGAAGGAGAAAAGUGUUUCGGUGAUUCUUCUUGCUGGAGGGAUGGGGAAAAGAAUGGGUGUGAGCAUGCCGAAGCAGUAUCUUCCACUUCUAGGCCAGCCAAUUGCAUUGUACAGUUUCUACACCUUCUCUAAGUUGCCUCAAGUGAAAGAAAUUGUGGUAGUAUGUGAUCCGUUUUAUAAUGACGUUUUUGAAGAUGCAGGAAAAAAAAUCCACAUCGAAUUGAAAUUUGCAUUGCCUGGAAAGGAGAGGCAAGAUUCUGUAUACAAUGGUUUUCAGGUAGUUGAUUUGAGUUCUGAACUCAUUUGCAUCCAUGACGCUGCGAGACCUCUAGUAUUGGCAGGAGAUGUAGAAAAGGUCUUAAAGGAUGGUUGGCUUGUUGGAGCAGCAGUUCUUGGGGUUCCUGCUAAAUCAACAAUUAAAGAGGCAAAUAAUGAAUCAUUUGUUGUGAGAACUCUUAACCGGAAAACCCUCUGGGAAAUGCAAACUCCACAGGUAAUCAAGCCCGAGUUGCUUAAGAAGGGGUUUGAGCUUAUUAAUAGGGAAGGUCUUGAAGUGACAGAUGAUGUAUCUAUUGUGGAGCUCCUUAAACAUCCAGUCUACAUUACUGAAGGCUCUUACACUAACAUCAAGGUUACAACACCUGAUGAUAUGCUGCUAGCUGAGAGAAUAUUGAACGGGCGCUUCAAUUAUGCAUAAUAAUUAAAUUGAAAUUGAAUUGAAUUGAUCCCAUAUUUUGUAUCCAUCCAUCCAUGUACAGUGAGUGAGAAUUUUGUAAUGACAUUUAGAUCAACCUGGAACAGGUUGAGUGGGCUGCCUAUACCCAUUCUUCAAGAUUGCAGAGUGUUCACAUUAUCACUAGGUGUGAGAUCAUGGACUAGGAGAAUGUAAUGAACCUUAACUUGUUAUUUUGAAGGAUUAAAGCAAUCUUUAUCUCUAAUGAAAUGAAUGGCCAGUU